This is a messenger RNA of Fusarium verticillioides 7600, 1155 nucleotides long. RefSeq lists its product as hypothetical. Gene Ontology annotation, molecular function: transcription cis-regulatory region binding; zinc ion binding; DNA-binding transcription factor activity, RNA polymerase II-specific. The record is from RefSeq and is a predicted model, not a curated record. The transcript is spliced from 2 exons. The coding region runs from base 1 to 1155 and encodes 384 amino acids. Gene Ontology annotation, cellular component: nucleus. Gene Ontology annotation, biological process: positive regulation of transcription by RNA polymerase II. NCBI's taxonomy places the organism in Eukaryota, Fungi, Ascomycota, Sordariomycetes, Hypocreales, Nectriaceae.
AUGAACUCUCCAUACCGACCAACCUACACAAAAUCUCGCCUUGGCUGUUCAAGAUGUAAAGAGAAGAGGGUGAAAUGCGAUCAAAGAAGGCCGGGAUGCAAACGAUGUGAGGAUGCAGGCUCAUCGUGUCCUGGGUACGCCCUCAACCUGCGAUGGUCUGCUAAGAACCAACUUCAACAGAAGUCCGUCAGCUCCGGACAAAAGCCUCGGACGAGAAGAGUCAAUCAGCCAUGCUCAAGUUCAACGAGCCACAUGAAUGAAGGGGUAACCAUCGAUAUCACGACUUCGACAUUGGAUCCCCUGCUAUUAUUCCCUCAUUUCAGAGAUACAGACCCAAUGCCAUUCCCAGCACUGAAUGCCUCCGACAUCCUCGGCCUAGAUCCUUCAGUUUCACAAUGGCCUUUCCCAAACUUAGACCUUUCAGAGAACAUCACUAUACCUGAUGAUACGGCUUUUACGGAUGGAUCACCGAGUUUGGACGAGACUGGGCAGUGGAAAGACCAGAGAACGCGGACGGCUCAUUCCAUUGAUAUGAGCUGGUUGCGCGGUGAAAGUCAACAAUCUCGUACUGAUCUAGAUACGACACCUCUACUUGCAGAGUCCUACAACACCGGAGCCCUUGAUCACCACUCAUCAGUUGCCAUACAACAGCAACUGAGCAAUCUUCCGACAGCUCUUUCUGACUUCUUUAUACGAGAAGUCAUACCGCUUUACUGCGCAUGGGAUAGCCAAUCGAACCUGAUGCGAGUAGUAGCAGAAAGCUCAUGGCAAUCGUCAAAGGUCCUAUAUCACACGAUGCAAAGCAUGUCAGCCGCUUGCCUAACAAGUGUUUUUCCCGAACUAUCCACCACUGCAAUUCAAGAACGCUUGGUAGCACUUCAAUGCCUAGAUGAGAAUGACCCAAAUACUUCAGAUUAUAUCGAAGCAAGACUACUGGCAACGGUUCUGCUCUGCCACACUGCAAUCUGGCAUGAUCCUGGCAAUUUGGCUAAAGAGAGAUAUCAUUUGACUCAAAGACGAGUGCUAGAGUGGAGCUCGGCUUCUGGGACGCAGUCCAAGCCCAUGGUAAAGUUCUUUCAGACUGCGGUCGACUACUGGGGUACGCUUCUGUCGUUCUUUACAGAUGUGUCGGGCAACCCGAUUCCGAUACUCUGA